Pygocentrus nattereri (red-bellied piranha) is the source of this 2397-nucleotide messenger RNA. It is a transcript of the gene rac1b, whose product is annotated as Rac family small GTPase 1b. NCBI's taxonomy places the organism in Eukaryota, Metazoa, Chordata, Actinopteri, Characiformes, Serrasalmidae. Gene Ontology annotation, molecular function: protein kinase binding; GTP binding; GTPase activity. The transcript is spliced from 6 exons. The record is from RefSeq and is a predicted model, not a curated record. Gene Ontology annotation, biological process: actin filament organization; regulation of actin cytoskeleton organization; motor neuron axon guidance. Gene Ontology annotation, cellular component: dendritic spine; cell cortex; plasma membrane. The coding region runs from base 296 to 874 and encodes 192 amino acids.
GGGGCUUGUACGGCUGGGAGGCUGCUGCUCUGUUGGGUGGAGGCUACAAACUUUUCCCUGUGACUGUCGCUGAAUCCGGACAGCGGGAGGCUGGAAUGCGAUACGGGAAUAUAGGCUGUACUUGGGAAUUUAAUUAGUGAGCUGUUUCAGACGAGCUCGACCCGUAGAGGAGCGCUGGUUUUGUGUUUUGAAGUUGUUUGGACACUUAUUAGCACAUUAGCUAACAACUCGUUAGCCGGUUAGCUCGUAAAGCCACGCAGGGGAAGCGAGGAACGCCUCAGGAUAUCCCGGACCAAUGCAGGCCAUAAAGUGCGUCGUUGUCGGGGACGGGGCUGUUGGUAAAACAUGCCUGCUGAUCAGCUAUACCACCAAUGCAUUCCCUGGAGAGUAUAUCCCCACAGUAUUUGAUAAUUACUCUGCCAACGUGAUGGUGGAUGGUAAACCAGUCAACCUGGGGCUAUGGGAUACAGCAGGACAGGAGGAUUACGACAGGCUCCGCCCUCUCUCCUACCCCCAGACAGAUGUCUUUCUCAUCUGCUUCUCCCUUGUGAGUCCUGCCUCCUUUGAAAACGUUCGAGCAAAGUGGUACCCUGAAGUAAGACACCACUGCCCCAACACUCCAAUAAUCCUGGUGGGAACCAAGCUUGAUCUGAGAGAUGACAAGGACACUAUUGAGAAGCUCAAGGAGAAGAAGCUCACUCCCAUCACCUACCCUCAGGGCCUGGCUAUGGCUAAAGAGAUUGGAGCUGUCAAGUACCUGGAAUGCUCGGCUCUGACGCAGCGCGGCCUUAAGACAGUGUUUGAUGAGGCCAUCAGAGCCGUCCUCUGCCCUCCCCCUGUUAAGAACAGACGGAGGAAGUGCUCCCUGCUGUAGACGCACAGCGAGACCCGUCAGCUGAGCUGCGUUUUGUGGGAGAGGAAUGAAACGGCGUUUGUUCAGAGCUCCCUCUCCUUCGUGACGACCAGUACAAGUUUUUAUCUUCACAAAACUGAUAAUCUCUAGAUGUAGGAAUGGAACAGAUUGACCUCCAAUCCAUCUUCCCUUAGACAGACAUAUGCACAUGCAUAUAUGAAUAUUAGAAUUCCUGAGGCCUUUUGAACACAGAUUUUUAACAUUUUUGAGAAGUUUUCUUAUACUUGGUUCACUUCUUUUAAUAGCCCAUGUGGUUUGUUUACAGUCUUUGUUGGAAUGGAAUGAAGGUCUUGCCAAAUAGCACUACAGUACCGAGAAGUUGCAUUGCAAACACUACACCUGCAUUUUCUUCUGACUUGAAAAAUGUGUGAACAAUAAGCAGUGAAUAGAUAGGCAAGAUAGAUUAACCUGUGUUUUAGUAAUGUUCUUUAAAUGUUAGUCAGUGUAGUUGUCAUCUAAAAAAAUCUGGUUGUGGUAUUGGAAAGAGAUCGCUGGCAAUGUAUUUGUAUUACUCCAUGAUUAAGUUACUAACACUAUCGUCUGACUUCAUACUGUAAAAUACUUUAGACCUGAAGGACCUGCAGACGUAGCUUCAGUGUUGUUCCAAUGCUUCCGAUGAAGCGCACACAUACCUCCCAAUUAGGCUACAGCUCGUUUCUGAUUGUUGGGUCCAAACUAAUCCUCUCCAGUACCUACAACCCAGCCUGUAUACCUUCUCUGACUACAUAGAAGCAAACCGCAGUCUGAAAGAUUGUAUACAGGGUGAGUCGAAAGUCUUAGGACAUCGUUUUAUUUGAUUUUUUAUGCUGUCAAGCCUCCGAUGCUGAAGGUGGUGUGUGUUGCGGAUUUUCUCAGCGUGCGCAAUUUGUUCGAGAUGACCCCAGAACUAAAAGUUGAUGAAAUAAAAAAUGAAACACAACCUGUCCUGUGACUUUUGACUCACCCUGUACUUUAGUGUGGGACUUGAUGCAAGUAGGGCUACCAGCAUCCUAUAUUGGUUUCGAGGCAUUUAGAGUAAUCCUUAAAGACAGUUGUAAAAAUAUUUUAAAAGGUGUUUUUAAUGGCACAUUUUAGCAAUUUUUUAAGUGUCCAAAAAUGAAAAGGCAAGACUACUGUGGAAACGUGUGCUACGUGGCAGAUUUAUGUGAAGUCGCUUUCUUUUCUUUUAGGCAUCUUACUCCCACCACAGUCACAUUUUCUAAUUAAAGUUUUUACUUUGCACUCUAACAUUUAACUGUUAACGUAAUCUGCAUAGUUAUCGCUUUUCUAAGAGCAUGAAAAUCUCAUGUAGUGACAUUUUAAGGCUUGUUUUGCAUACGUCCUUGAACCACUGUCCCAAUUUCACGUAUAGAAAUGUGCGUUUGCCAUUGUGUAAGUUUUGUCUGCACAGUUAUAGCCAACGCUGUAACGCUGUUAGGGCUAAUCCUAAUCACUUGUUAUACAAACAUGGUAAGAGAAAUAAAUCAUAAUUAAAUGUGACUUCA